This is a messenger RNA of Cherax quadricarinatus, 378 nucleotides long. Lineage: Eukaryota; Metazoa; Arthropoda; Malacostraca; Decapoda; Parastacidae. The record is from RefSeq and is a predicted model, not a curated record.
UCUCUCUCUUCUUUUUAGAUGGCUACAGGUGGUCCACGUAAAUUUACUGGAACGGCUCAAGAUUUUAUCGAUUGGUUUAGGGGUAUUGAACUUGCACCAGUUAUACUUCCUGACAGCCAAACUAAUGGUGAAGGCCUUCCUGCACAGGAAGAUAAAGAAUUGCAUCUUCCACCCCUGCCAGACUAUAUGCGGCAUGAACAAGGACAGUCUUAUGCUCAGAAAUACCAAGAAGAAUUUGCGAAUGAAACUCAGGUCAGCAUCAUAGUAGCUAAUGUAUUCAUGUAUGGUAAGCUAACACUCUUAUCCUGUGUUUAUACAAUAUUGUGUAUAUUUUUGACAUCUCAAAAGUCAUGUGUAAACUAGUUUUUCUCAUUGUUG